This is a messenger RNA of Penicillium mononematosum, 708 nucleotides long. RefSeq lists its product as uncharacterized. The transcript is spliced from 4 exons. Gene Ontology annotation, cellular component: synaptonemal complex. Gene Ontology annotation, biological process: reciprocal meiotic recombination. NCBI's taxonomy places the organism in Eukaryota, Fungi, Ascomycota, Eurotiomycetes, Eurotiales, Aspergillaceae. Gene Ontology annotation, molecular function: ubiquitin protein ligase activity. Bases 1 to 708 code for a protein of 235 amino acids. The record is from RefSeq and is a predicted model, not a curated record.
AUGGAAUGUGCUGGUCGCGCACUUGCAUUUUGGGCAUAUCAAAGCACACAAGAGAUCUUCUACCAGGAGUACCGAGCGAAGACUCUUACGGAGAAGUACGCCAACCUGAACACACAGAUGGACAAGAUCAUCCACAAUGCCAACACGGAAAUCCUGUCACUGCAGAACAAGCUGUCCGACAUGCAAUCAUCCCAAGAAGACCUCCAAAAGAAAAACCAAGAACUGAAUGAUAUGUACCGUGAUAAGAACAACAAACUCGCUCAAAUGACCAAUCUCUACAACCUCCUCAAGGCUCGUGCCAUGAAGUCUCGAAUGGAGACCGCAGCCUCGGACACAGUCUCCCAGGCUCUGUCAUCGCUCAAUGCUCCUCCUACAGUCUCUAUGCCUCUAUCUAAUACCUCAUCAUUGCCUCCCGCCCCAGUUACACGGCACCCCAAGACUCCCACAUUUCCCGUCAACCAAGAUGGGGUCGAGCAGCUUCAUCGGUACCAACGGAGCGGCACUGGUAGUUCCAAAAGGGCAAGGACGAAGACACCCCGGAAAGCCCCAAUGCCGCCCCCUGAUCGGCCGAACUGGGAUGGGCCAAAUAGCAAAGGUCCAGAUCCCGCCCCUCAACAUCGUACUCGACUUCCACGCAUUUCUCGGACUCCGACUGUCUCAUCUGAGCUUCCUCCUGGUGGUGCUAUUACGCAGCGAUUUGGGCGUUGA